Messenger RNA from Micropterus salmoides (largemouth bass), 2561 nucleotides. RefSeq names its product transmembrane protein 132A (gene tmem132a). Lineage: Eukaryota; Metazoa; Chordata; Actinopteri; Centrarchiformes; Centrarchidae. Bases 1 to 1494 code for a protein of 497 amino acids. The transcript has 5 exons. The record is from RefSeq and is a predicted model, not a curated record.
AUGCCAUAUGUGACGAGUCGGGGAGUGUCCAGCGAUUGCUCCACCAUCUUUGUGGACGGCAGUGAAUCAGGGUUGGGUAACACCUGUGCAAUGGUGGAGUUUCUACUGGGAGAGCUCAGUGGCUCUGUGUGUCUGGAGGUGUGGGCUCCUUCAGUUCCCCUGCGAGUGACCUUGGCAGACCCCGUUCUCAAUGCCAUCAAUGGCUGGAACCACUUCACAGAAGAAGGGUGUGUGCCGGUGUAUCAGCGUACCUCAGUACAAGUUUUGACUCAGUUCACAGCUCAAGACUCCCAUGGCAGAACCACACACCUACUGGGCUCAUCUGAUUGGUUUGUGGAUGUUACAGACCUGGUCCAUAACUGGUUGAGAGUAGAUGACCCUCGAGUGGCUUCCCUUGGCACACAAGCCAACCUGAUUGGUUUACAACCCGGAAAGACAUCACUUUAUGUUAUCUCUGAGCAGUGGGAUGGUGUGCUGGGCAGAUGUGACAUCACUGUGACCUCUAACCCUGUUACCCCAGGGGACCUGUCUGUACAGGUGGUUAGCGGCCUUGGCAUGUCAGUUAUGGCCAGCCCAACCCACCCUUCCAUCAUCACAGCAACAGUGACAGCCUACAACAUCCUGUACAACCAUCACCAGGAGGCAUCCAUCAGUGUCUGGCUCCAGUUUAGUGACGACACUGCCUCCCUCCUCUCCUCCUUCAACGAUCUACCCUUUUUCCUGCGUCUCUCCUCAUUGGCUGACACUGUGAUUGUGGUGACGCCCGGCUCCAGCCAACGUAUCAUUGCCCAGGGUGACGGAGGUGGGCCUUUACUGCGUGCAGAACUACUGGUUUCAGCCUGCACAGACCAGCCAAUCACUUCCAACUCUCUCAGUGAAAGUGACAGGGAUUGGAAGGAUGGAGAAGGAGGAGGUGGAGGCAGAGGGACCAGGAGGCUGGCAAGAGGAUCUGGUUGGAUCAGAGUCAACCUAGACCUGGGCUUCCUGCAGCCAGUAGGGGACAAAGAUGAGCAGGGUAAAGAGUUUGAAUUUGACAUUUCAGACAUGCUGGUUGAGUCAGACAGUGACAUAUAUGCAUCAAACUUUGACGAGAACGAAAGUGGGAAUCUAAGCAGUGACUACUAUGACAAAAUCAGUGGAAUAAUGACUAAUAGAAACUGGAAUGAGUUGGGUAAUGGAGGGAUGGUAAGUCGGAACAAUCUGGAAAGGGCUGUGCUGAUGCCGAGCCAGGAGGAGGGUGCUGUGUACUUCUCCCCGAGCCAGGAGACAGGAGAGAGGAGGGAAGAGGAUGAGGAAGGGCAGCGAGCUCGAGAGCUGGACGUCGGUGCGGGCGCUGUCCUCUCUCUGCUCUGUCUUGCUGCUGUCCUCUUCCUGGCAAACUGUCUGCCCUGCGCCCUGCAAGACAGGAGGAGGACAACAAUAGAGGCGGAAAGGGAAGGAGAACUAGAGGGAGGGCACAAAGGAAGAAGAGGAACAGAAAAAGGGAGAACAUGAAGACAAGAUAAAGCAGCAGAAGGAGAACAAUAAAGAGGAUGUUACAGAAGUAGAGAUGAUUUGCUGAUAUAUGUGCAGGCCAAGCUAAAUUUCAGCUCAAAUCUGUACUCACUAUGACAUAGGGCUGGGCUGGUUUAUCAGUAUUACAAGGUAAACCGGUAUAUUUUCAAAAGACAAUACCAUUUAUACCGAUAUACUCUGAUGUUGAGUUGAAUUUUUUUUUUUUUUAAGUCCUGCCAGCAUUUGCUCCUCUCUGCUAUCCCGCCCCCACUCUGCGUCCCCUCUAGAGUCGCAGACUCUGUAAAUAUUUUAUAAGCACUGAAGGGAAAUGGAGCAGAUUCAAUUAUUAAGCAAAGACUAAAAUAAGAUGGAGGAUAAUAAAGAAGAAUUAAAAUGAUGAAAUUAGAAAAAACUACUAGAAACAGUAAAUACAUGCCUUUUCUUCCAUUGGAAUUCACCCUAAAAAUAAGAUUUUUGGUCCAUAUCGCCCAGCCCUACUAUGACAGUACAAUCACAAGGAACAUGAAGCAAAGUCAUUAUUCUAACAGUAUGGUAUGCCCCUGUUUUGUAUUAUAUUACUCUACCAAACAAACCAAAGCACCACUCUUAUAGACAGGAUUCAGUAUGUACAUAUUCAGUACAUUUGAUGCAACACUAUGUAGCUGCUGUGUGUUGCACUUUAAUCUGUAAAUUUCCUUUCAUAUUCCAGAGUCAAGCUCAGUGGAUUAGAAGCAGCAGCAAAUGUGUGUGAUCUGUAUCCUGGGCUCCAUCUGAAACAAACACCAAUUUCAGUCCAUCCAGUCUUUAUUCAAUCCAUCCAGUGUUUAUAGAGUUCAAUUCAAUUUUCAAUUCAAUUUUAUUUAUAUAGCGCCAAAUCACAACAACAGUUAUCUCAAAGCGCUUUUCAUAAAAGAGCAGGACUAGACUGUACUCUGUGAUGUUAUUUACAGAAACCGAACCACAAUUCCCACCAAAAGCGAGCACUAGGUGACAGAGGCAAGGAAAAACUUCCUUUUAAGAGAGGGAGGGGGAUGGAAGGAGAGAGAGAGGGGAGGGAAGCAGCCUAC